Molecule: messenger RNA, 1762 nt
Organism: Cajanus cajan (pigeon pea)
Lineage: Eukaryota; Viridiplantae; Streptophyta; Magnoliopsida; Fabales; Fabaceae
Product: protein EXORDIUM-like 2
Source: RefSeq, a predicted model, not a curated record
UACACUUCUCAACUUCUCAAUCUAAUCCAACAUGGCCUCUAAUUACAAAACUGCCCUUGCCCUCGCCCUCUCUGCGCUGCUGCUGCUGCUCCUCCCCUUGCUAACCGUAGGGGCACUCGUAGAGGAGCAGCCGCUGGUGCUCAAGUACCACAACGGCCCGCUCCUCAAGGGGCGCAUCACCGUUAAUCUAGUCUGGUACGGUUCCUUCACUCCCAUCCAACGCUCCAUAAUCAUCGACUUCAUAAGCUCGCUUAACUCCCCCAAAGAGGCGCUUCCCUCUGCCGCCACGUGGUGGAGAACCACCAAUAAUUACAAGGGGGGAUCCUCUACGCUCGUCCCAGGGAAACAGUAUCUGAACCCGGGUUACACGCUUGGGAAAAACCUCAAGGAUAGAGACCUCCUCGCGCUGGCGUCAAAGUUCAAAGACGUCAACUCGAUAACGCUCGUUCUAACGGCCAAAGACGUUACCGUUGAUAGAUUCUGCAUGAACCGCUGCGGGACCCACGGUUCCGUCCAAAACGUCAGAACCGGUUCACAAACCGCUUACGUUUGGGUCGGAAACUCCGAGGCCCAAUGCCCCGGGUAUUGCGCGUGGCCCUUCCACAAGCCCAUUUACGGCCCACAGACGCCGCCGUUAGUUGCGCCUAACGGCGACGUCGGUGUGGACGGAAUGAUCAUUAAUUUGGCGACGCUUCUGGCUGGCACCGUUACGAACCCGUUUAACAACGGUUAUUUCGAGGGUUCCCCGGAGGCGCCGGUGGAGGCGGGUUCGGCUUGCACGGGGGUGUUCGGGAGCGGGGCGUACCCGGGUUACCCGGGUCGGGUCCUUGUGGAUAAGGCUUCCGGGGCGAGCUACAAUGCGAACGGCGCCAACGGGAGGAGGUUCUUGGUGCCAGCGAUGUGGGACCCGCAGACUUCGACAUGCAAGACUCUCGUUUGAGGAGGAGUGUGUGGAUUUUUAAGCUGCUUUUGUCGUUUAGUGUGACGUGUAAAUUCUGCUGCUGGAGUAUAUAUAUAUAUAUAUAUAUAUAUAUAGAGAGAGAGAGGAAAUGCAAUGUUAUCAAUUUAUAUAAUAUAUAAAUAUGAAAGCCGUGGAAUAAGAUUACAAAAAAAAAAAGGAUAUCAUUAAUGUGAUUUAUAUUUUAUGUGUGGAGGUAGGUUUAUAAGUUUCUUUUAAAGAGAAAGAAAUGGGAGUGGGAUUUAUGUGAAUUAUUAGUGUUAUCUUUGGGGAAAGUGAGGUGGUUGGGGAAUGAAGCGGUGGUGGUCUUUUUUGUUUGUUUAUGGUAAAUAGGAAUAAAGGAGGGGUUUUUCUUGUGGUGUUGGGGGUCUGGGAGACCAUUAUGGCGAGGAAUCGGUCAUGAUGAUAUUUGGGAGGUGGGGUGAAUCUCACUAGGCAUAAAAGGCUAUAGGGGGUGUCAUUGUUUGGAUGGUUUUGCUGGGUCCACUCUUUCUGCAAUUAUAUUUCUGAUAAGCUUUAGAUUCUACCCUUCUGAUCAUGAGGAUUGGGAUGAGAUACCUCUUCUUUUGCCAUUAUCUUGUUAACAAAAAGUUGGAAGAUGGGUAGUUUUCCUUUGAUAUUGGCAAGGCCUUAGGCAGAAGACCCUGAUGGGUGGAGUGGAGUUACGUGCUAUGUCUCUUUCUGUUUCCCAUCCAUCCCAAGCAAUUUCUCAUUCAACAAAUGUCGUCAUUUUAAAACGGACUAAUGGAUGUGUAUGUUAAAUUAUUCAUGAAAGAAAAUUGAAUAUUGUGCAGUUAAAAUUUA